This is a messenger RNA of Quercus robur (English oak), 954 nucleotides long. RefSeq lists its product as uncharacterized. NCBI's taxonomy places the organism in Eukaryota, Viridiplantae, Streptophyta, Magnoliopsida, Fagales, Fagaceae. The transcript is spliced from 6 exons. The coding region runs from base 1 to 954 and encodes 317 amino acids. The record is from RefSeq and is a predicted model, not a curated record.
AUGGGGAGGAAACGUCAGUUGCGACUUAUUUACGUUGGGCAAGGAUCAUCACAGUCACGACAACGGGUGGAGGCAGCUGAUGAGGAACCCCACAUUUCUGAGGACGCAAGACCGGUGGCAACACCGGUGGCAAGUGACGAUGAUGAGACACUAGCUCCAGAUACAGAUGAUUAUAUUCAAACCCAAACACCGGUACAAAAUCCAGCACCGGAACAAAAUCAAGCAUCAGAAAAUAGGCCUGGAAAACGUGGGAAAACCAGGUUGGCUGACAUAUGGGCAAUGACUGGUGAGUACAAAAUUCAGUUGCCGUUAAAUGAUGAAGGCCAACCGAUUGGCGAUGACGGGGAAUUGUUCGUUCGAUGGUUGGGCUCGUUUUGCGAGAAUGGUCUAUUGUGCCCGCUUACGCCUGCUGGGUGGCCAAGUGUCCCUCAAAAGUUUAAAAAGGAUUGUUGGACGGAGAUUGAGCAACGGUAUAUAAUUGAUCCCACUAUUGUCAAACCACCCAAUCAAAUGGGAUGGGCAAUGAGUCAGCUAGGAGAACUAAGGAGGAAUCGCAGGACCAAGUUGAAGAAGGAUCACAAAAAACCUGGGCUGUCACGUGAACAAGUAUUGGCUAUUGAAUCGCCUGGGGUUAUCCCAGCACAGUGGAAGGAGAUGGUUGAUUAUUGGUUCAAUGAAAAAACUGAGACAUUAAGUCUGAAAAACAAGGCGAGUCGAGACAAGCAGAAAGACAUAGCAAGAUGUGGGGCCAAAAGUUUUGCUCAAAUUUCUGCUGAAAUGGCGAAAGAUAAAGGGGCGGCAGUCGAACGCGCGGAUGUAUUUCAAAAAAUAUACCGUACGAAAGAUGGGGUUGCUGUUAGUGACCGUGUGCAAGAUCAGAUGGAUAGGAUGGCAGUACUUUUGAAUGAACAGGACAUACGACUACACGGAGAGAUUGGUAAUGGAAUCCUCUAG